Necator americanus (New World hookworm) is the source of this 1215-nucleotide messenger RNA. RefSeq lists its product as uncharacterized. The transcript has 2 exons. The coding region runs from base 1 to 1215 and encodes 404 amino acids. NCBI's taxonomy places the organism in Eukaryota, Metazoa, Nematoda, Chromadorea, Rhabditida, Ancylostomatidae. The record is from RefSeq and is a predicted model, not a curated record.
AUGUCGCUGUUGUACCAAACGGGAUCGGAUCAUCGCCUUCUUCGAGGAAGACUUUCUUUCACACGGAGAGGAGAAAAAGCUGCGAAUUUCACUAAGCGAACUACCAGAAGUAUCAUCAAUUGGGAGCUCUUCGCUUCGCCAAUCGGCUUUUGGGAAGAUACCGUCAUGGACAACAUCGACGACGAAUAUGAACGGCUUGUAGAACGUCUUCACGACUGUACGAGGUCUCUUGAAGAUCUUGAGGUGAUACGUCAGCGUGGAGCUCCACGAGCUGCAGGUAACCAAGAACUCACGUCCGAGCUCGCAAGGCUUUGCAGAGAGGCGAUAAAGGAAUACUUCAAAGAGAGAGGAGCAGAAGUGUUGAAUGAAGCUGCAGAGGCGGGACAGAGCAUUCGCUGCGCUUGUCGAGAAUACGCCAAUCGAAAGACGAAGAUAAUUGCUCUCCGGAAUCCAAAUGGAACAGCCAUAGCAUCGAGAGGGAGAAUAGAGAAAAUCAUAUACGACUUCUACUCCGAUCUUUUCGACGGCCACGUCCACUUGCCUCCUCACCAUCUGAGGGAAGAUGGACAUGUCAUUCCAAAGGUCCUCCCUUCCGAAGUCCGACAUACCAUCAUUACCUAUCGCCAGUCCUCAUCAACACAGUGGUCGUGCUCUUCACUCCUUAUCUGUCGGGAUGCAAGGUUCCUGAGCAAUGGAAAACCAGCAAGAUUGUUGGAUGAGAAGGACGACCCCCAAGACAUCGGCAACUAUCGUCCAAUCUGCUUACUGUGUAUCAUCUACAAGCUCUUCGCAAGAGUAAUCCCAAACAGGAAAGAAAGAGAAUUAGACGAAGGACAGCCAUGCGACCAAGCAGGGUUCCGAAAAGAGCUCAGUACGAUUGACCACAUACCCACAGUUUCAAAAGUCAUAGAAGUAUCGCGAGAGUACAAGAUGCUGCUGUGUCUCACUUUCGUCGAUUUAAAGAAAGCUUUUGAUACAGUUGAGACCGAAGCGGUCAUGCAGGCCUUGGACAACCAAGGCGUCCCUACUCCAUACAUAAAGAUACUUCGUGAGCUGUAUAGCAACAUCGCGACCAAAAUUUCCCCAUUCUACGAUGAUGUCAUAAUCGACGUGAAGAGAGGGGUUCGUGACGGUAACACAAUUUCACCCAAAAUAUUCACUGCCACUCUCGAGAACGCGAUGCGAGUAUUGGAAUGGGAAGACAUUUAUAUCUAG